Molecule: messenger RNA, 10076 nt
Organism: Eupeodes corollae
Lineage: Eukaryota; Metazoa; Arthropoda; Insecta; Diptera; Syrphidae
Exons: 6
Coding region: 587-2254 (555 amino acids)
Biological process (GO): response to pheromone; G protein-coupled receptor signaling pathway
Source: RefSeq, a predicted model, not a curated record
CUUCCACAUACUUCACUUGCUUUGCUCUUGGCUGUAACAAAUCCCAGCGCAGCACCAGCAGCAAGUGUAUUAUUUUGCUUUUCUGUUAUUUCUUUUCUAAAAAAUGUUGUUUGCUCUCAAAUAAGUGCACAUAAUGGUUCGCCAAAAGUGAAAAAAGAUGUAAAAAAGAAAACAAACAACAAAAACAUCUGCAGCAUAGAAUCUUUGCCAAAAAAAGUUAUCGCGAGGAAAAGCAAACAACUUUCGGGGGAGCCUCCGACUGCGAGUUUUCUUUUGCAUUUCAUGUUCGUGUGUUUGGUGUUUGGUGUUCGUUCGUUUCGUCGCAGAAAAGAAUCCUCUUCACUUCACGUUCACAGUCACAGUUCACACGAAGGGACACGAAGAAAGAAAGAAUAGAAAGAAAAAGAAACAAAAAAUACAUAAAAACCUCUCCACGGAGGAAACCGCCCCUUAACACACAAAAACACAAAACUAAAGCAUAAGCAUAGUAAUUUUAGUGAAAAGAAGAAAUCUCAGUGAAACUGAAACUACAUCCUUGUCCAAAAUAAUAAUAAUAAUAAAAAAAAUAUAUCAAUAUAUAAAUAAUAUGUCACAAUUCGCACAACAAAUUUUCUACUUUUUCGCGUUCCUUUUUGUCCUGGAAUCAUGUCUGACAUUGUGCGAGGCCACACGCAUCCUUGGCGACUUCCACACCGAUGAGUUCUUUAAGUUUAUUGUGAAGUUUGGCUUCCAGAAAGCAGAGACACACUCGCAACGCGACUCCUUUGGGUAUAUCUAUGGGAAUAUAACGUCGGAGGAUUCGUUUAAUGUGCCCGUCACGCUGGCGGUGUUGGACCGCUCGAGCUUUCUGGAGUUCUAUGGCAAUCGGAGUUAUUAUGAUCGUGAAAUGGCUUGCCAGCGGAUGUUUGCCCGCAUUCAGAAUCUUGCCUAUGACAGUGAUUGCAAUUCACACGCAAAGACGGAUUACCUGAGGAAGAUACCCUGUCCCAAGGGGGAGCUGUGUGUCGACGAGGACAGUCCCUCGAAUGUGGUGCCUGGAUAUCAGUUUACUUAUGUCAUAAGUGAUCUAACACAACCUAGAUUCUGGUAUAUGGCAAUGGUUGCAUGCUAUCGCAAUCGAACCACAUGCCAGUGGCACGCUUAUGAUCCCACACGACUUAGCAAUCGCGUACCUCUGACCGUUCGCAAUGCCCACACAAUCAACUAUGACAUUCGUCUGGUCAAUGGCAAUCCCAAUCAAUCAGCAUCACAUCCAUUGACUUUUCAAUUUUCAUUCGAUCAACAAAAUCUACUCGAAAUGUAUUUGAUCUUUUUGCUGGUCUAUCUGAUUCUGAUACCAAUGCAAAUAUAUGCAGUUCGUUUGCAGAAGCAUCCAGUUACGAAACUUUUUACAAUCAGUUUAAUUAGUGAAUUUGUAAGUUUGGCCUUUAUAACAACACAUUUGAUAUAUUUUGCGAUCAAUGGAAUCGGUCAACCUGAUGUCGAGGCAGCGGGUGAUAUUUUGGAUAUUUUUAGCAGGACAUCAUUUAUGCUAAUAUUAUUGUUAUUGGCCAAAGGUUGGGCAGUGACCAGACAACAAAUUAGCAAAACUGGUUGGAUUAUUCUUAUGUCAAUUUGGGUACCAUAUUGUGCGUUCCAUGUGUUCCUAUAUAUCUGGGAUAGGACGGAAGUUGAAGUAACUUCAGACAUUGACGAAUACCAGACUUGGCCUGGAUGGAUAGUCCUAAUACUUCGGACAUCUUUCAUGAUGUGGUUCCUUUAUGAACUACGCAACACAAUGAAAUAUGAACAUUCAACAAAGAAAUUAGAUUUUCUUUUACAUUUGGGUGCCUCCAGUUUGGUGUGGUUCAUUUAUUUGCCAAUUGUAGCGGUAGUUGCAUUACAAGUCAAUUCAAUGUGGAGGGAUAAACUAUUAUUAGGCAUAACAAAUUCAGCUGAUUGCCUAGCUUAUUGUAUUAUGACAGGACUCCUGUGGCCAAAUCGUUCUGGUCAGUAUCUUCUACUGGCUGGUUCACAUUACUCAGGUAUGGAUGAAUUAGAUGAAUUCAAUGAAGCUCCACACAUAAUUCGUGAACGCGAACGUCGUCGCAACUCACCCGAAGCAGUUAUUGCCACAAAUGGUACAGGAGUCGUUGUUUCAGCUGCCAAUAAUUUCCCAAUUAAUGGUGAAAUAUGUACCGAUCUUCUUGAAGGAGAAGAUCUUGACGCAGAGCUAUUAACUGAUUUACACAAAAAUAGUAAUGUAAUAGCAUAGGAUUAAUCUACAAAUCAACAAUGAAAAAUAUUCAUAGAAACAAAAACAAAACAAAACAAAAAAAUAAACGUACGUAUUUGAUAGAUUUUUAUUAGGACAACUCAUUAGGUUAAACAAAAAGAAAGAAAAAAAGAAGAAAGCAAGAUGAUAAAUGAGAUGUUUUCUAUAGUUUUUCAUAGUUAUUUCUAAAAAAAGCAAACACUUUGUUAUAUAUAUAUACACAGACAUAAGACACACCCAAAAAAACACAAAACGACAUACCAUUUGCAUAAUUUCUCACAAUUUUUAAACUUUCCACAGACUGUUUUGUAAAUAAUCAUAGUCUAUUAAAAAAUAAGUUAAGAUAAGAAAUUGUUUUUUUUUUUCCCUUUUUCUGUUGGUUUGUUAUACAGUGGAUUCCAUACUUAAUCGGAGGCAGGAAAUAUACAUUUUGGACUGCAAUUUCUUUAAGAUGAUGUAUAGAUAUUGUAGAGUUUUAUGUUGACAAUAUAAUAUUACUUUCAAAAUCAAUGUUAUGUUUACAACGAAUUCUCAAAGUAUGACAUUAUGAAAAACUUUCUCUGAAAAUCCCUUAAAAUCUGGUAAUUUUGAACUGUUUAGAGUUUGUGAGUCGUAUAUGCCAGACUUUGAACUUUAACCGUGUUUUUCUCAAAGCAACGACCACGAUAUUUAAAAAAAAAAAAUAGUGAAUCCAUUUUACAUAGUUUCUUAUGUAAGAAGGUAUUUCUUUAUCGAAAAAGAAAAAAUAAAGAGAUUUUCAACCGGGAUAUAGACUUUUACUUUCCAUCAACUAAUAUUUUUUUUUUCAAAAAUGUAUAACUCUUCAAGUCCUUCAGUUAAAAAUAAAAUACAAAAACUUUAUUAAUUGAUUUUAUUUCAAAUGAUCAGUGGGAAAGUUACAGUGGUCACCGCAAAAGGCGUUUUUUAACACAGUUGCGGGUUAUAUAUAAUGUCUGAUAGUAUUUGACUUGUGAAACAUCAUCCGUAAAACAGCAUAAUUUUAGUGUUUUUUGUUUUUUUGAAAAUAAAGAGCUGGGAAUAAAUGUUAAAACCGAAGUGGUAACAUUGAAAAAGGUCAAGUUUCCACAUUCAACUUUUUACCAAAUUAAAAAAAAAUUGUGAUUGUGAUAUUCAAAAACCCGAUUUUAAUAUAUUGUAAAAGUAAAUAUUUUAUCUCGAAUCAUCAAAGAGAAAGCUGGUAUAAUGAUUUUUUUGGACUAUGUGUAUAUAACUAAUCAUAUGUAAUCAUUUUCCAAAUUAAAAAUUACAAAUCACGCUUUUUCGAAAUUUUAGUGUGACCCUUAAAUAAACCUAAAGGUUUUAAGUUAUCAAAAAGCACAUAAUCGGACACCUAAUAUAAAGCUCUUUGUUGUGCAUGUUUUCGAUUUAAUAACUUCCUUAAGGCAUCGCUUCGGGGAAGUCAAGAGACAAAUUUUGAGCUGAAUUCAGUGCUCCUUUUUUCCAAUCUUCUUGAAAUGAAAGUUACAAACAACCUAGCUGUACAAGAUUCCAAGCUUACUCACACUGGACACAAAAUAUUGCUUGAAAAUAUUGAUAUAAGCCUUUUGAUUCAUUUCACAAAAAUUUAGUUACAAUUCCAGAACUUGCAACAUCUCUCUAAACCAUGACUGACGCACCGCCAUCGCCAUGCUUUACAGUAGCUCGAGAGAGUUAUUCAUUUGCUUUCCGUCAUAAAUACAUUCUACCGUGAUGUCAUGUAUAACGGUUAAAUAACUAGACACAAAUACGUAGUUUUAGCUCAUUUCAGGAAGACAUUCUUAUUUACAUGCUGCUUGGUUAUGAUUUUGAAGAACUUUGCAGUCUAUUUCAAAAAUGGAAGAUUUGAAGGAUAAUAAGGGAUUUUUGUUGAAUGACUUCUGCCCAAAUUUUUAAAACGCGAAAUUAGCAGAUCAGAAGCUGUAAAAUGGCUCCCUUGUACAAUGUUAACGAUUUCCCAAUUUUUGAACUUUCACAGACUAUUUAAUAAUUAACUAAUUUGAGUUUCAAUGUUUCAUAGAAUAACGUUCUACUAAUUGUACAAAUUGCAUUGAGAAAAUUUAUAUCUUCCGUAUCCGAUUAGUCGUGGGAUCCUCUGUACAUAAAUAAAUAUUUUGUGAUUCUGUAAAAUACAAGACAUGACAGAUGAUAGCAUCAAAAUCUUGUUAUACAUUUUUUCUAAACAUUGAUGUUAUUUUUGAUGCUUUAGAAAAUUAUUAAAAAAUAAAAUGAAACGCUCAUAUUGCGCACAUUAUAAUAAAAUCGUUUCAUUAUUAGUUUUCAAAAAAAAAGAAUAACUGAUUUUUAUAUUGACAAAAAUAAACAUACAUACAUAUUUUUUCGAGAAGAUUUACACUCACACAACGACUCAAAAAUUAACACUUUAAAAAUAAUAAAUAAAAUAAAAAAAACAACAACAAUUACACAAAAAAUAUAUAAUUUAAGAUAUAUUUUAUUUAAACAAAAACAAGAAUAAGAAAAAAGAAAACUUUUUUAUUUAACACACUGUGCCAUUGUUUCAGUGCAUUAAGAACAAAUUUAUCAAAAACAAAACAAAAAAUUAUAUGACAAAAAAUAAAAUUAAACAAGGAAUUUUGUGUGAUUGUUUAGAAAUUGAUAAUUUCAAAAUGAAAAAAAAAUAAAAACAAAAUAUUACAUAGAAAAUAGGUAAAGUAAAAAAGUAUAGAGAAUAGAUUGUGGCUUACAUGAAAAUAGAAUUGAUUUCUAAUUUUUGUUUCAAAUGCAGAGUGUAUUUAGCUUUGUUGUAUCUUAAAAUGUAUCUUAUUUGGAUAUAAAUAAGCAAGUUUAAUUCUUCCAUUUUCCUGUUUACAAGCUCCUUUAAAAAAUGACUGGUUUUUAACCCUGAAAUGGGCUUCAAAUCAAUCAAAACAUACUAAUUUGGGAAUUUUUAUACUAAUAAGGAGUAACUUUUGUAAUGCUCCAAGAAUGUCUUUUAUUUUGUGAGGGUUAAAUAAACGCAAAGAGAAAUAGGGUUUUCAAAUAAGUGGUUUCAUCUUAAAUAGCCUGCUCUUUUGAAGCUGUCAUCUUUUCACAAUUGACAUUGGGCAACAUAAAAGACUUCACUUGCAGUUAACUGGGGCCUUACUAUGUUACUCGAUUCUACAAUGAAAAUGCUCGAAUUCGAAAAAUCGGUACUAUGUAUCUAUUUGACUACUUUCGAACCAGCGAGAAUCGAAUAGAUCUAGUAGUGCCAACUACAUUCUUAUGAACUUUCGAAUAAACGAGGAACUACGUAACUUGAAAGUAGGAUUCAAAACAAGACAAAAUGGAAAAUAAUCACUCUAUGUUUGCAAGCCAAGUUUUUUUUGUCAAAGUGUAAGAGAUGCUCACUCAUAGGCGAAUCAGUUGAAUAUAAGUCCCACCUCCCAUCAUCCGCCCCAAUUACACCGGUAAUUCGUGAUUUUUGACAAAAAUUAGAAUUUGGACUUUCGUUUCUCUUCCUCAUUCAUUUCAAAAUUCAUCAUCAGCGGGCACAUGACUCUUUGGAUUGAAGUCAAAACUUAGGCAAGUAUUUUUGACAUGGUUUGCUGUUUCCAGUGUUCUUUUCACCACCGAUUUAGUUUUGGUAACUUCCUGUUGCCAAAGAAUGCAAUGCUGCUGAUAACUUAACUCUUCUGCAAGUAGUCAUGUCGGAUGAUAUGGUGUAAAGUAAGAAUAUAAAUCCGUCUUUAGUAAGAAGACAGCUCCUAAAAAAAAACUAAAACAAAAGUAUAUAUUUUCAAUAAGAAUGCGUUCAAAUAAUCUACCGUGUUUAAAGGGCGAUUUUUUAAAAGCUAUAGGAAAGUUUUUCAAAAGAAACACAUACAAUUGAGAAAAAUGCAUGAAAUCUUUAUUUCGAUCAGGAUUACGGUCCAUAUAAUUUAAUUUUUAAAGAUUGUUUCAUGCAAAUGUUGCCUCAAUUUUGGCAUAGUCCAAUUUCGGCAUACUAAUUCUAACAUUUCGGCCGGUAUCUCACGAAUAAAUGCUUAAAGGCGUUAAAUCGCACGAUCUAGGCGGCCAAUUGACAGGUUCCAAGCGUGAAAUAAGUCCAUUGUUGCGUAAGCUGUGUUUCAUGUGGCACCGUCUUGUUGAAACCACAUGUCAUGCAAGUCAAGCUCUUUCAUUUUGGACAAACACAAAUUGGAUAUCAUCUCACGGUAGCGCUCACCAUUCAAAAUUACGUUACGAUUCGCAUCAUCUUUGAAGAAGUACCGUCCAAUAAUGCCACAAAAUGAGCUUCAUCGCUAAAUUUUUCGAUAAAAAAGUGGAUUUUCGGCCAACUUUCCAAGAGCCCAUUCACCAAAAAUUUUACAUUGCAGUAUGUCGUUCGGUACCAGCUGUAUUUUGAAAGGCAUCACAUCUAAAUCCUUCCGCAAAAUUUUCCACGUUGUUGAGUUACAGAGGCCCAGUUGCUGUGAACGGCGACGAAUCGAUAAUUGAUGGCCAUCAUUAACACUGGCCGAUACAGCUGCGUGUUGGUGGUUUUAUGUCCAACAAUUUAAAUUUGGUGCGAAAUUUAGUUACAAUAGCCUGAAUGGCCGCUUCAGUGGGUCGAUUAAGCUGACCAUAAAAUGAAAAAAGCGCGCGAUGACGUUUUUUUACAGAGCACGCAUUUUGGUAAUAAAAUUCAAUAAUUUGCAAGCAUUGUUCGUUUGUAAGAUUAUUCAUGGUUAAAUUAUAGACCAAACUGAUGAUUUUUGACAGUGAAACAAAACACGAAACGUGUGUUUAAAAAAGUGUGGCAAAAAAGAUAAUAGCCAAAAAAUCACCCAUUUCUCACUCAGUUCCAUUAUUUUGAAAUUAUCUCUAAUUCUUCUAUUAUUUGCUCGUACCGUUCUUCAUUUCCUCGAUACUUACUCGUUCGAAAGUACAAUUUUUUUGAAAACAAGUUGGUAUAACCGGCAUCCGAUUCUACUUUCAUACGGAGUACGAUUUGAAAGUAGAAUCGGAAAUGAGUUUCGAAUAGAAUCAAAAGUAGAAUCGAGUUACAUAGUACGGCCCCUAAAUUCUUUGAACGUACAUUUUGACCAAGGCAACUAGUUAGUUUUUCAAGGGUCAUGAAUUUCAAAUUCAGAACUUUACUUCACAACCACUUCUUUAAGUUCGUAGUACAAACUUUACUAUCUAAAAACACUCCUCAGGCAAUCUACAAUUCCAUCAUGAUUUGUUUUUUGUAUUGUAAAGAAAUAUAACUUAUUUCUUUUCCAAAUUGACAAGGAACCCUUUUACAGAAAGCAUUUAAUUAAGUUGUGCAGAAAAUCAAUUAAUCAUAGAGUAAUAAAGUUCAGAUUUAGUUAAAUGAAAAAAAAAUUAUCAACUGUCAUUUUAAUGGAAGUAGACUUUUCUUGGCUAACUUUAAAGUAAACUUUCCAUUUAAGUUGCCUUAGUUGGAAGAUAAUUUUUUGGCAGCUGGCCAACCAGAUAACCCAAACUUGCCUAACUUUCAAGUCCCUUAUGUCGUCUGAACCUGCCCAUUGUCAUCUUUUCACAUUGGAAAAGGAAAUACUACACCAUUAGUAAAUAUGGAAAAUACUUCGCUACAGAAGUGGUCCAAAUAUUGCAGUGCAGAUUUUGUAUGCCUGGAAUGAAAAGAUAUUAACAUGGACGAUAUGUUUUUUUUUUUAACAAGACGACGCAUGCUACGUGCCACGCAAGCAACGAACAAAUUUAAAUUCGGCAAGAGUGUUAUUUCUUGAAGAGACCACCUAAAUUUUUGAAAAUAAGAUAUAUGCUAUUGUUCCACAAUUAAUUCAAGAUCUAAAAGAUAUAGUUCGUGAAGUUAUUAAAAACAUAUUGCUUUAAAUGUGCGAAUUGGUAAUUGAAAACUUCAUAAACAAGAAUAGGAUGCUGCAACUGUAGCCGUUAGUCACCAUAAAUGAAUGACAUCGAAGACAAUUUUCAAAUAAUUCAAUAUAUAAAGGUGAAAUAAGACAAAAUCAAUUUUCUAUCGGUUUAAUUUCUCGUGAAAGUGAAAUCUAGGCAUUUCCAAGAAUUACUCUUAAAGAAUUGAGAAGAGGCUCGAAAUGCAACACUGAUAUUUAAGAAAUGUUCUCCAAUACUUACUUAACCUUAGUUGGCGCUACAGCUUAUUGUGCUCCUGGGCCUCAAGUAAUAACUCUCGCCAGCUAACUCGAUCUCUAGCUUGUUGCCUCCAGUUUCGAAUACUUAGUUGACGUGCGUCGGCCUCAACUUGCUCACUCCACGGGAGAUGAGGCCUGUCUCUGGUUCUUGUUCCCUCCAGGCUAGCGUUGAACACUCAGCUUUUUGACCAGUGGCAAGUCAGAAUUAUAUCUUCUCCGCUCCGAUAUUACUUUGCCUGUCGACACAAACCAUACCAUAGAUCGUACGCAGAACCUUUCUCUCGAAGAUACCAAGACAUCCUUCAUCCGCCUGGAAGAGGACCAAUGUUUCUGCACCAUACACCAAGAGUGGGAUUAUUAAGGUUUUGUGCAGUGCCUCUUUGAUACUGCGCGAUAGGGCCUUAUCCCUAAACGCCUGCUUAGGCCCAAGAAACAGCGAUUAGCAAGGGUAAUUCUUCGUUUGAUCUCGGCGCUGCAGCUGAUGUCAUUUGCAGAAUUGACAGCAGUGCUCAGAUAAACAAAUUCGUUUACCACCUCGAAGUUAUACCUGUCAAUUGUCACGUUUUGACCAAGUGUACGGUGUGAAUCAUCUCUAUUUGACGAUAGUAAAUACUUGGUUUUGUCCUCGUUAAUGUCAAGACCCAUUUCCUUCACCUCAGACUCGAUAUUAGGGAAAGGUGAUGAUUAAAAUGUGGCUUUUCGUGCACUUGAUUUGAAAUAUUGAAAGUAUGUAUUUACUUAGAAUUUCCAAAUGGAAUGAACCAAUGAAACAAAAAACCUUUGCCAAUUUUCAAAACUAGAUCCCCAAAUUAAGAACUUUGGUUGUUUUCUACGUUUAAAAAGUCUUUUUUUUUAACGUAGAAAACCAAUCUAUGAUAAAAUGUAUACUUUAAGAAAUUGUUUGAUCACUCAAUUAAGAUAUAUUUUUUUUAAUAAUUGUAAACAAAUAAAAACUUGCACUCUGUAUUUAUGUUUAUUAAGAGAAUGAUGCUUCCUUAGUACAACAGAAUACAAAAAUAGAAUUAAAUAGAAUCAGAUAAGAACUCGUGUCAAUUUUUAACCAAAAAGCUACAAAACAAAACUUUUUCUCUUAUAUUCUUUUUCUUUUUCAAUUUCUUGUCACAAGUUUAAGAUAUUGUUUUAAAUAAUUAUAAUCAUAUUACAUCGAUAUUUAAGUACUUACUUUAGUUUGUAACUGAUUUGCGAAUUUAUUUUAUUUUAAGGAGUUCGAAUUAUUUGAAUUUAUUUCCCUAGGAUGUUUCAAUGAUGAUAUAAACGAAUUGUUAAAAAAUUCUUGUUUUUAUAGAUCAGAUUAUAAAAUAUAUGUUUUUGGUGUAGUUUUGUUUUCCUUGUUUGAAUUUAUAUAGAACUUUUUGUAAAAGCUUAUUCCCAUUAUGCACUACGAUUUAUGUUUAAAAAUAUCCUUACGCAAAAGAAUAAAAUACAUAAUAAAAAAUAGAGUACAUUAAGCUUGUGUAUGAAAAUGUGAAAGGAAAAGUAGUUAAUUAUUCUUUUUAUGUAUUAAUUAUUAUUACUAUUGUAUAAUGUAUAUUUUAAAAUACAUCAAUAAUUAAUUAUCAUUAUUAUUAUCUUUUUUUAUUGAUUAAGGAUUGUAAAUGUUAAAAUGAUGAAAAAAAGUUGAUUGUAAAAGAAUUUAUUAUAUUUAUUAAAAUAUUUGUACAUUUCUUAAUGCAAAAUAGAAUAAAUAAAAUAUUAAAACAGAAAUAAGAGAGAUAAAUAAAUAA